AUGGCACCAUUCCAGAUCCAGCAGCCGAAGAACAGAGAGCUGAACGGAGGAGACCUCGUAGCUCAAUCGCUCAAGAAUCUUGGCGUGGAAGUGGCCUUUGGUCUGCAUGGUGGAUAUCUUGAUGCCUUUCUACUAGGCGCGCACGAUUGUGGCAUCAAACUCGUUGACACCAGGCACGAGGCCACAGCCGUUCAAGCAGCAGAAGGAUACGCGAAGAUCUCGGGCAAGACUGGCGUCUGCUUCGUCACGGCGAAUAGCGGAUACUGCAAUGGCCUCCCAGGACUUGCUACCGCCUUCGCCGACCGCUCACCCAUCUUCUGCGUCACCUCCAGCCCGCCUCUCCAAGACGCCGAAACGAAUGCCCUUCAAGGUUUCCACAAUCAGGUUGUAGUCGCGAAGCCGAUCACCAAGUUUGCACACCGAGUCACGAAUGUGGAGGAGAUCCCGAGAAUCGUUGCGUAUGCGCUCAGAGCUGCAAAUACUGGCAUCAAAGGCCCAGUGCUGAUCGACUUUCCGAUCGACGUCUUAUUCUCCCCGCCUCAAUUCGAUCGAAUCGCGUAUGGCGCUGUAGACGUCCCUCCAGUCGAUCCGCCCGCGCCGAACCCUGCAACGCUGGACUGCCUGGUAGAAGCCUGGAAGGGAGCAAAGAGGCCGGUCGUCAUCACAGGCACAGGCGCAAGAGGAACGGACGAGGCAUUGUUGAAGCUGGUGGAGACUACAAACACACCUGUGUUCUACUCGAACAAGUUCAGCCCACCCAUACCCAACGACCAUGAGCUUCGAGGUGGACCAGCGUCUGGUCUCGCGGCAAUGGCCGGCAAAGAGCAAGCAGAUUUCGUCCUUCUCCUGGCAGGCCGGACUGGCUUCUUACUCGGUGGAAGAGGUGGCGCCAUUAUCCCAAAGACCGCAACACUCGCCCAGGUCGAUCUAGAUGGAGCAGAAAUCGGCAAGACACAUCCUAUCAAUAUCGGCAUCAUAGCUGACGCCAAGGUGUUCUGCGAAGCAUUCCUGACCAAAGCCACCAACGCCCCAUUCCCUCGCAACGAUGAGUGGAUCAAGAAAUGCCGCAGCCUCACCACUUCUUCCCUUCCCUACGAACAAGACCCGAAGACUCAACCUGACGGUCACCUCCACCCGUAUCACGCAAUGUCCACGCUUAUGAAGUCCCUCCCGCCAGACUCCAUCAUCAUGCUCGACGGCGGCGAAGCAGGCCAAUGGGCUGCCAUGACCGCAGAGCAAGCCAACGCUAAACACAUACUCACACCACCUGGCUAUCUGGGCUUCCUAGGUAACGGAUGGGGCUACAGCUUGGGAGCUGCAAUCGCGGAUCCUUCACGGCUGAUCGUCAACAUCCACGGCGACGGCAGUGCAGGCUUUCACAUUCAAGAACUGGACACGAUGGCAAGGUUCGGCCUCAAGAUCUUGACCGUGGUAGCGAAUAACUAUGUCUGGGGCAUGAGCGUCAAUGGGCAAGAUCUGAUCUAUGAAGGUGUCACGGACGUGAGACCUUGUGUUAAGAUGAGUGAGGGGUGUAAGUAUGAAGUGGUGGCGCAAGGCUUCGGAUGCGAAGGCAAGAAGAUCACCGCUUACGAAGAGAUCGAGUUGACGGUGCGUGAGCUUGCGCAAAAGACGCCGGCGUUGAUCAAUAUGAUUGUGAGCGUGAAGCCGACGACGCCGGCUACGUUGAGCAUGGUGGGAGCGACGACGGAUCCGAAUGUGAUUGUGGUGCCGUACUAUGACAGUGUGCCGAGACCUUAUUACAAGAAUGCGCAGACGAACGGAUCAUGA
Molecule: messenger RNA, 1788 nt
Organism: Fulvia fulva
Lineage: Eukaryota; Fungi; Ascomycota; Dothideomycetes; Mycosphaerellales; Mycosphaerellaceae
Product: Benzaldehyde lyase
Exons: 3
Coding region: 1-1788 (595 amino acids)
Biological process (GO): L-valine biosynthetic process
Cellular component (GO): acetolactate synthase complex; mitochondrion
Molecular function (GO): thiamine pyrophosphate binding; acetolactate synthase activity; magnesium ion binding
Source: RefSeq, a predicted model, not a curated record